AUGGCUAAAGCUAUUAUCACAUCUAUCCUAGAAGCUCAAUUAGGCAAAUACGUGGAAGGUUUACGCAGUGACUCGUUAGAAAUUGGCUUAUGGAGUGGAGAAUUAGAGUUACGUGACUUAAUAUUGAAGCCACAUGCACUCACAGAGCUUCAAUUACCUGUAACAAUCGCCAGUGGAUCAGUGGCACGUGUAGUUGUUCAUGUCCCAUGGAAUCAAUUAGGUAGUGCAAGUGUGACCAUCACUCUUGAAGGUGUUUCCGCACUCAUUGUACCAAAUACAGAACGUCCAACACGUGGCGAACUGUUACAAAUUAAGAAAAAUCAAUUGGAGAGACGAGAAUUGAUACGACAACAUCGUCGUUUUGCUGCACGAGUGGAAGAAAAAGAUGAAGAUGAGGAGAAGCUGAAGCAGCAGCAGAUGAUGAUGAUGAAGCGUGAAGAUGAAAGUACAUUUGUAUCACGACUGACUGCACGUAUUGUGGAUAAUUUACAGGUGACAUUAUUAGAUAUCCAUUUACGAUAUGAAGAUGUUGUAGCAAAUCCAGAGACACCAUUUGCAUGUGGUAUUAUGCUGGAGAAAUUUCGAUUUUUGACAACGGAUGGAACAGGACGAGAAGUUUUUGUUGAUGAAAAAUCAGUCUAUAAUGGUUUUACAUACAAAAAAGCAGAACUUGCACAAUUUGGAAUGUAUUGGGAUCGAUUGAAUGUAAAAGAUAAUCAUGCAAGACUUGCGACGUGUUCAAAUAUCCCGAAAGCGAUGCGAGAUAUGGUACAGGCAGUGAGCAAACAGGAAGAAUGGCGGGUUGAUACAAACAGGCGAUGGGUGCUACGUCCGUGCUUGAUUAUGGCACAGCUUACGAAGAAUGAGAGUGCUGACUACUCGACAGUGGCCAAGUAUACAGUCGAAGCCGAAGUAGGCGCACUCCAAGGAAGCUUGACGCGCGAACAGUAUGAAGACGUGCUGUUCUUACAGCGGGCAUUUUUAGGUCGACGCGCAGUAGAAGCUCAUUUUGCACUGGCGAGAGGUAGACCGUUGCAUCCACCUGAAGCGCGCCCUCGAGAGUGGUGGGAUUAUGCUACUCGUCUUGUACUUGAGCAACGCAGGACGAAGUUUCGAGCAAAUAGUAAAGACGAUUACAAUACGGAUAAUGUGCACCGGUAUCAUCGACGGCCUCAUCACCGCAAAAUGCGGUGGUCUUCUAUGCACAAAGCUUUGCUUGAGCAGCAUCUGUACGUGGAGGCUUUUCGCACGGAGUUACGCAAUAACACACCAUUGGAUCCCUUGUCUACAAAGGGCAAGUUUAAACAGCGCUAUGAAGAGAUAUACCCGAUAGAUGUUGUGCUGCUGUUACGCGAUGUCGCAGAAGAUGCGGAGGAACGUGAAGAGACAAUAGCUUCUGCAAAAGCACAUUCAAAGGCUGAGGAUGCACAAAACAGUGGUGGCUCGUGGUAUUCGUACUUUUUCGGUGGUGAUACUCUUGCUGCUGAAGAGGGUGAGGAAGAAAGUCAGGUGUUGUCAGCUGAAGGGCGCGAAAACUUACGUGAAGCUUACAAUGGUGCCGUGGAGAAGGCCAGUAGUGCACAUGAGGUGCCAAUAGGGUGCAACCUUUUUUCGGUCCAGAUCCAGCUAUUAAAUGGCUCAAUGUCGCUUUAUCAGUCGAACGUCCACAAGAGUCCAUUUGUCACUGGUAUACUCCAUGGCUCUCUAGCCAUGAAUAUCCAGCCAGAAAAUGAGUGGGACGCAAGAUUUCGUAUUCAGCACUUUGACAUUUUUAAUGGGUUAGCAAGCAGUUCUCGAUUCCGCUCAUUUUGCAGCCCAUCGUCUUUGAGAUCUCUCGACGACACCCAGAGCACGGCCUGUGUCAGUGUCGAUGUUAGUCGACGUGCAAUGGUACAAAAUCGAGUACAGACUGACGAUAGCAUCGGAGCCACGUUGAAAGUACGUGUAAGCUCAGAGCCUAUUCGUGUGAUGGUUGAUCCGUCAUUUGUAAUGUUCCUGCACGCAUUCUUCGUUAGCCUGCUACCAGAGAGUCAGCUUGAAAAAGUUUGGCAGUUUGCUACGUCUUCAGUGGCCGACUGGAUGUUUGCUGAAGAUUAUACAGAUGAUGAGAAGCAAUUGGGGUCAUCGCAGCUUAGCACACAGAAGCAAGUUGAAGAAGCUGAGCUAAUGCGCUCACUGGAAAGAGCCGAAGGCCGUGUUGAGUACGACGUGCUAGUGAAUAUGAAUGCGCCUGUGCUUAUACUGCCCGAAAACGUAGCCCAUACGACUGGUGCUGUUCUGGUUGUCGAUCUUGGUAUGCUGAGCAUUAGCAAUAAUGAAGAAAAUACGUCGGCUAUCAAUGCGUCUUUCGAUGUGGAUGUUGGUACUGUAGUAACCGAUUUGCGUCGCGUGCACUGGCGACUUGAGAUGACCAAGAUCCACGUAUUGCUCGGCUGCCAGGAGGAACUCACCGAAUGGACCGACGAGGAGUUGCGGACUUUUGCUAAAAUAGUGAAGGAGCUAUCGAUUGAAUUCUCCUUGUAUACGCAGUCAUCAUCUUCCCGUCUGAGACUUCCUUCGCGGACUAGAAAGAAUAUUGCUGCAGCCAAGCCACUACCGCAAGUAGGCAUCUACGCUGCCGUUCCUACAAUUCUUAUAUCGCUAGCUGAGAAUCAACUUGUGGCAUUAGGGCAGAUUUAUUCAUCUAUCGUGCGGGCGCGUACUGCUGCUGGGGGCAAUGAUGAGCGUUUGUCAUACUUUGAAGGGCAAGAUGUAGGCAGUGGUGAAGAAAGUGUGACCGAGUCCGACAGCAUAGGUGACAACAGCGCGGCUGUUUCAACGGAUGAAAAGUAUCUUCUAGAGAUGCAACUUCUGCUUACAUGCGUCGAGCUCAAUUUGCGCGAGUCAGCUGCUAAGGAUGCAUUUGUCUUGCGUGCUUCACAUACUUCAUUUGCCGUUGAAACAUACUCGGCUCAUCAGUUAUUCCAUUCACGACUCAAAGCACUCGUGAUGGAAGACAAGCUUUACUCGCCUGGUUCACGGUACUAUAAAUUGAUUUCUACAGGCGAAAACGAAAGUGAGAGUAAUCACUUGAUUGCCGUUGACGUUGCUGCAUAUUUCUCGGAGUAUACGGAACAAAAAGAGCAGAAUAUGGGAGAAAAACCUUUGCAGCUGGAUGCUUAUGUGCAGUUCAAUGUGCUGCAUGUACAGUGGAAUCCGUCGUCCGUGGCUUUGUGUUAUCGCAUUCUUUCCGCUUAUGCGUCUGCAAUUCGUGUACAUGAUGAUGGCGAUCAUUCUGAAGAUGCUACGAUACCACUAGUGAGACCGGCGCCAUCGCCUCACGAGCAAUACCUCUUAGAGACUGCUGGUGAAUUACAACGAGACGAAAAGAAGGAGAGAAUUGCUUCAUUGUCUAGCUUGCGGUCUCGAGGACAGGCUGUUGUCGUGGUGCGGGCAUCACUAGUUCAGUUCAGUCUGACAUUUAACAAAGAUCAGCUUGACCGGCAGCUAGCUCGUCUUGAAAUGAGCAAUGCGGCUGUUUGUUAUACAAGCUAUACCGCUGAGGGUCGAACCUCCUGUGAUGACGACACGUUUGAGGUAACAGGUUACGUGGGAAACUUUUUGGGGACCGACUUGAGUACAUCAAAGCACCCCUUGUAUUCGACCUUACUUGGUUUAGACGAAGAUGAAGCUCGCCGUCGUUGCGACCUAGGCAAAGACUUUGAAGCACUAUUGACUUUUGAGUUUGCAAGCGAUCCGGUGGCAAGCGACAAGAGCUCUUUGCGCUUGGCUUUUCAACCCAUCCGCGGUGUAUACUACCAUCAGCAGGUCUUAGAGUUCGUAGACUUCGUUUUUGAGGGUGUUCUUGGUGCUAUUGUAAGCCAGACGCUGGUGAAUGCAACGCAAUUAUUAUUCAGCGAGGAUGAGGCUGAAGUUGUGCUGGAUUUGAGCAUCGAGAAGCCUAUCAUUAUACUUCCGUUGAGCUUACAAGAUGCCCCCCAUGUCAAGGUUACUGCAGAUAUGCUGCGGCUAGUUCAUUUUCCAUCCAGUACAGUGCACUACGAAGGCUUCCCUAGAGCAAGAACCAAGCGUGUCAUGCAUGAUGGAGCGCUGCCACGUCCAAUGACUCGUACGUCUGUCGACAAGGGAACUGGCAUUUCGUUGCGCGUUGACUGUAAAGAUGUCUUCCUCGACCAGGUUCGUGUUUUCUGCACGACAACGCAUGCUAAAAACAGGACGAAAGGUGCCGACGGAGGACCUGUAUAUGAAGACUUACUUGCCAAGCCUGCUGACCUGAAAUUUAGCAUCGAGGACCUUGUCUCAUCAACCAUUUCUUUAGGUGAUGAAGAAGCAGUAGAUGGUGGCAGCGAAUUACGAACCGUUUUUCUCCCGCGAAUUACGGUGCAUUCGGUUUUACCACCGUUAGAAGUGCACUUGUCGCGUACCAGCUACUUAGGUACAGUCGCUUUGAUUUUAGAGAAUUUUGGCGCUGAUGAAUUUGAGAUGGUUCCUACCGCAGCAGACGAUAUUGACCGAGUACCCGGCUCUGUUCGGUAUAUUGGCAGAAGACGCAGUAGUGCUGGUAUUGGGGGAGUGCCAUCAUUGCGCCCUACUGUGACGUAUUCGUACCUUCAGCCGGAUGCAAAUGAAGCAACACUCUAUGUGCAAUUUGCAAUGGAGAAUAUUCGAAUUUUGUUGCUUCGAGACGAGAAAGUAGAAUCACUUGCAAACAAGGACAUGUCGCUUGAUUCGAUUGUGCAACAGACCUUUACGGAUAGCGCGAAAACCUUGUGCAACAAAGCUUUUGCCGAGAUUGUCGCUUCUGACUUUUCGCUGGUGUUUAGCAGCGAAUUGGACGAAAAACCACGAUUUGCUUUGUGUCUCGGAGCUUUCAAGGUUCGGGAUCUUAUGGGAAAUUAUAACCCGUCAGUGAGCGGCGCUGAAAGCGGGACGCUCUUGAUCUCACCUCAUUCGCUAGAGGUACGAUACACAUGGGACGAUAUUGCACUGACGGGUGAAAUGGACUUGUCAUUCUCCGAUGUCACGGGUACUAUUAUCCCGGAAGCGUUGUUUGAACUGUUUGGCUUCUUUGCGCUACCAUCGAAGCCAAGUCGAGCUGACACUGCGACAGGCAAGGGUUAUACCGUUGCUACAAGUGAAUAUGCGCUGCCACCAAUCCCACCUUCGCCAUCUUUGGUGACGCGACGCGAAAGUAUCUCGGAUAUUCUGCGUGACGGAAGAGAACCAGAAUUGACGCUUACAGUUCGUGCGAAAGCUAGUCGAGUGGGCGUUGCUUUACCGCGUAAUGCUUACGAUCCGGAGAGUCCCCGAGUGGCCUUUGUAGGUGAUUUUACGCUCCAAUUUACGUGGAGGCCACACCCGGACGUAGAGAUACAGAAAAAUGACAAUGACUUGAACAUUCAGAGCAGCAUCCUUGCUGAUGCACGAAAUAUGGAAGUAGUGCUCGAAAAUGCUAGGAGGCCAGGUUGUUGUGUGGCAUCAUCAUCUUCGACUUCGCAGUGGGAUGCCAUCGAUGUUGCACCAUUGAUACAAUUGCUGGAACCAUGUGACUUGUACUUUGAAGUUAGCGAUUUGUUUCCUAAUGCUGGCCAGCGACAGCAGAUUGUAGCGCUGAAAUUCACUCCUGUUGAAGUGUUCAUAUCUUACGAUGACGCUUGUAUGGCAAUGGACACAAUGGAGCAUUUGAACGAAGCGAUCGCACAAUGUGAGAAGCGUCGUAGUGCCUCAAAAACCAGGCAUCUGUCGCGUGACGAUAAUCUGACCUUCCGUCCGCGAACAAGGUCACGUACGUCGUCAAGGAGCAUUAUGGAUACUUCAAUGGAUGAAGAGGAAAUUCACGGAUAUUUUACUUGCGAGCUGCCGUCUUUGAGCCUGACGCUUGUCAAUGACUGCGAUGGAUGUGAUAUGGGGCUUGCGCAGUUACAGGUUGAGCGUUGCUACGUUUUCUUGAAUGUUACUCAUACCACGCGAAUGGGAGUGCUUGGUGACUCAUUUGCUUUCUUCUCGAAGUCAAAUUCAUCUGCGUUACCAGUGACAACUACAAUAUCUGGUGGAGGACGUUUAGUAGUACUUAUGUCAUACUAUAAUCCCGAUACCCGCGACUGGCAUCCCAUGUGCACGGAGUGGGCACUCGACACGUCAAUACAGGGAUCCGUCUCGAGCGAAAGUGAGUUGCACGUCAUUCUGACAGCAUUACAAUCACUGGACCUCACUAUUACGCACGGGUUGUUGGAGGUCAUGGCAUCUGUGGGUGGCGCGUGGAAGCGUCGUGCAGCUCUUAUCACGGCAAAGAAACUUGCUGAAGACAAUAAAGAUGACGAAAAUAAGCGACGUGAAAUGGCCCCGUGUAUAAUUCGCAACGAGACCGGGCUACCGCUGAGAUUUUGGCUCACAAAUGGGUCCUUCAUGACGAAGCCUCAAGUCGUGUCGACAGGGAGUCUGGCUGAUGUUCGUUACGUUCAUGCCCGAGGUCGAGGACGUGGUGUAGUUCGGCGUUAUGCUUCUGGGGACCGAGACGCAGCAAACCUACGCCUCAGCCUUCAAUUAAUGGACUCAAAAAACACAGGUGACGGUGCAGCACGUUUUCAAUCUAUUCAGGGACUUAUUUUUGAGCAGCUAGGAGCGCGCACAUUUCCUUUAGUGGAUACACACGGGCAGAGAACAAGCUUUACACUAAGUUUGUCUGCGCAGCUUAUUGAAGGUCGUAUCCUGCUCAUUGUUUCGUCACCUAUUAAGCUAGCUAACCGAUUAGCGUCUCGCCGUUCUGUUGCACUCCUCGUAAACGAUCCGACAUGGCACUCUCCAGUUGAGAUUGGGAUUUUACGGCCAAAUCAAGACUCGGCCGUACCUGUGCUACUUUCUCUGGCGUUAGAGCUGCGUUUGCGGCCUGUGGACGACGAGGGCAUAUAUUCUUGGAGUGCUCCUAUCCCAGUUCAGACACGAUCUGCGGUAGAGCAAAAGGUGGAGGCAGCAGUCUCUUCUACUUCGGUCUCACGUGAGAAUGGCAAUGACGGUAAUGGUCGUAAUGCAGUGUACUGUGUUUCGAUGUCGAGCGAGAAGGAGAUGCGCGUGGUGUCCAUUGCUGAGCCGCUUGUACUCGUCAAUAAGUUGCCAGUGCCACUGACAUACCGUGUACGGUCGGCACUAAGUUCUGCUUAUGGUUUGGGAACAAGUGAUAGUCCGUCAAAGCCGGAAAGCAUUGCUGUAGGAGCCAAAUCUAGUAUCUGGUGGACCGACAUUGCUCAGCGACCUUUGUUCCAGUUGCUUGUAGACGGCUGCACGUCGCAAUCCAAGUGGUUGGAGCUGGCACCCCGUGGAACAGUUAGUGGAGCUGUAUUAUCUGUUCAACUUUCUCGCGUGGACGAUGGACGUCCCUUUCGACUACUUCUGCGUGUCGUGGGGGGCACCGAUUAUGCAGCUCGACCUGUGCGCGUGGAAAUCUUAGCAGACGUAUGGGUCAUCAAUCGCACAGGUCUAGAGUUGGUUUAUGGGACAACCGCGGAUAGUGAAGCCUACAUACCACCUCACGCGGCACGUGCUCAGGUGGGCAAUGCUCAAAUUAGCGCAUACUCAAGUGACAAUAGCGGAAAGGUGCCUGUGCUUCGUAUUAGAUUGCGUGGGUGCAGUUGGUCCUCUCGAUUUGAAGCAGAUCCAAAACGACUCAGCUGGCAAGACGAAUGUAUCAGGCUUCGCACAGCGGGAAGCAAUACGUCUUCUAGAGGCGUACUCUAUGAGUUGGGCGUAUCAGCAGACUACGCAACCCGGCAUUUUGGCUCGGUCACGACACUUGUGAGCAUAAUACCUCGUUAUCUUAUCUUUAAUCGAUCACCGCACACGCUCUUACUAUUUGAGAGUUCAAAUCGCCAACACCAGCGACUUGAAGACGUCAGUAACGGCAACGUUGCGCACCAUGUAUUGAGUGCGGGGGACAUGUAUGCGCUCUACUGGGUGGAAGGAACUCGAGCUUUGCUGCGUGCAUCCGUGCUACUGGAACCCGAUGCAUGCGGCACAUCGUGUGGUGAAGGCUACGACUGGAGUACAGCCUUUGCUGUUGAUCGCGUGGGUACAUCGGAUUUGUUGGUGCCGCCACGCUCAAGUGGACGUGGCGUUCGCUUAGAGGUAGUAGUAAAGCGAGGUAGCUUGUCUCAAGCGACGUUCGUGGUGAUAGUGACAGCAGACACAAGCGCUGAGUCUCCGAAUCCUAUGUCACCAAGGCGCUUAAGGGCAAGCUCAACGAUGUCUUCGUCUGCAAGGGAAUCGGCAAAAGGCGCAGGAGCGGCUGGUUGGCAAAAUUUCAGUCUUCACGCUCAGUUGGCUGGCGUGAUUGUCACGGUCACUGAUCAGAAAUCUGGUGUAAUAGUUGAGGAGCCUCCAAAUUUGUUUUCCGGUAAUUAUGAGGGUAUCGGUGAACCGGUAGCACGUGCAACGUUCACACUUAUUGGCGUGGAGGCGUCUUGGUCGCCGCAAGCUAUUGUUGCGAAGUUAAACGUUAUGGGACUUAAAGUAGAGGACCUGCUUCCAAAAUCAGAAAAUCGUGUGGUGCUGAGACCACUUUUACAAGGAGACAGUGCUUCCAGUUCAAUAAAGGAAAACACGGACAAACAUUUUCUUGAGCUGACGUAUCUCGAGAGGCCACAUGCGAAGCACACGUGGGUGGAGCGAUUUCACCUGGAACUACAGAAUAUGAAGCUAUCGACAUCGAUGCGCUUCAUCAAUCGGCUCAAUAAGUUAAAGCAAGAAACGAGUGCACAUUUUCGUCACAAGUCGCUGAUUUCUGUUUUUCCGGGUGAAGAGGAUAGUAAUGACGAGGACGACGAGGAAGGCGACUUGCUCGCUUAUUUUUUGCCUCAAAACGAAGAAAGAGAAGAUGGAAGGAGUGCGGCUGGCAUGACAGCUAUGACUGGCCGAAAGCUUUACAUUGGAUCGGGCAUGAUCUCACCUGUUCGUGUCGUCGUAAAUUUCACGCGCAACAAAAGUGACUCGAGGCAGCGAGAAAACGAAGGCUUUUGGCUUUCUAACCUGAAGCUUAAGAUUGAGAACGCGUGUGUGACGUUAGAGGGCUACCGGCUUUCUCAAGCACUGGCUUCAAAAGAGUCGGUGGGCGCAGCGAUUGCGCGCUUUUACGAGCAGUCCAUUAAGUCACAAGCACUGAAUCUGAUCGAGUCGAUUGAGGUGACGUCGCUUGUGACGAGUAUGGUGACAGGUGGUGUCACGUCACUCGUAUCUACGCUUCGUGGCAAGGCUGACCCAGCCGCUGCAGCUGGUGCAAGAGCUCCUGGGCUACUGACGUCAAGCUCUUCUAAUGUUAAUGGUGAUAGCUCGCUGAGUGUUCCUUUCCGCUACGAGCAAAUGUCGAAUGGCAAAAUCAUGCGAAAGCAUUCACUAGCGCUAGAGGAGUGCCGCAGUAGCACGGAGUUGUUACGCCAAGUUCGUCAUCUGGUGUACGACUGGGAUGCCAACCACACAGGUCUGGAGGCACGUGGAUGUGUUGUCCUUGCACUAAUCAAUAGCUCGCGACAUUCAUUAGUGGUUAACACAAAGUUGAACGAUGGAGCAUCGUUGUGUGUUCUUCCACUUGGAAGACGACACCUUGCAAGCGUAUUGGAUGCGCCAACCGCAUCUGGAUCGGCAUUAGGCGGAGAAGGCAGUGCGAUGGCUUGGCGAGCAGACCGUGCCCUCGUUGUAUUUGCAUAUGGUUACACGCCGACGCUACUGACAUCGGGUGACGUGUACUUCACGGUGCAAUCAAAUGCCUGCAAUGUGUACGCAACACGCAAGACAGCUCGACUUCAGGCCAACCGAGGUUACACAGCAACGUUCACGCUCCAAGAGACUCAAAACUGGUGGUCUGUGAACGUGAUCAUUAUUGGUGACGACUUGCAGGUCAACGAUAACCUCACAUCUGCAACUGAUUCGGUCUCACUGUUUGGGGAAGCACGGGCUGCAAAUGGUCAGGAGAUAGACUUUACGGAUAGCAGCAAUGAGUUUGAGGUUGAAUUUAAGGGCGCAUCGCUGGGCCUGAUCGCCAAGCAGAGUGGGACUUCGGUGAUUGUGCGCGAUUGUAUCCCCUCAAGUGCUGCUGCUCUCUCUGGACGUAUUGCUGGGGGUGAUUGCGUUCUUGCAGUAAAUGGCAUGAGCGUCGCGAAUACGGCUCAGUUCAAAUCGCUUGUAAGUAAAACGCCGCGCCCGAUUGUAGUGCGCUUCCGACGCCAGUGCAAUGCAGCCUACGACUUAUUUGGCGAGCACAAGCAACAGAGAGAAGGACCGAGCCUCUUUGGCUAA
Peronospora belbahrii is the source of this 10281-nucleotide messenger RNA. The record is from the annotation of a GenBank genome assembly. NCBI's taxonomy places the organism in Eukaryota, Oomycota, Peronosporomycetes, Peronosporales, Peronosporaceae.